Molecule: messenger RNA, 4147 nt
Organism: Dermacentor albipictus
Lineage: Eukaryota; Metazoa; Arthropoda; Arachnida; Ixodida; Ixodidae
Product: neprilysin-1-like
Biological process (GO): protein processing
Cellular component (GO): plasma membrane
Molecular function (GO): metalloendopeptidase activity
Source: RefSeq, a predicted model, not a curated record
UCAGCAUCAAUUUACUGCAGCGUUGAGCGAAGAACAACAGAGCAGGCAAGCAAGGCCAGCACAAGAGCAGCAGAAUGAAUGCCAAGCCGCCACCGCAGCCUCCCCCAAAAGCAGCAGCGUCUAACAGGAACUCACAAAAGGACGGCCGCACCGAUUGCCGGCGCAAUGAGACAUCAUUAUUGGUGGUGUGCCUUGCUGGAGUGAUACUGGGAGCACUGGUAUCUGGAUUGGUGAUGGCCCUGCUUAGCACCGCGGAGUCGUCCAUGUCCACACGGACAAACGACAGUGCAGGCAAUCCUUUCGUAUGCACUACCAAUGACUGCAAGGCCCUGACACAGUGGCUGAGAGUGAAACUAGACCAGAAAGUCGACCCUUGCGACGACUUCUACAAGUUCGUGUGCGAUGAUUACUCGGACGAGGCUGCUCUAAAUAAAAUGAUAUUCGAGAUCGCGCGGAUAGCCCAAUCUGCCGCUCAUGCCACUACUGUCCCGGCCACCGGACAGUCUGCCUGGCAGAAAGCGGUGGCUCUCUUCAAAUCCUGCAUGUCGAUGGUCACCUCCAAGCGUGACGAGACCAAAGAGCUCACAGCGUGGAUGACUUCACUUGGCCUGGACCUGAAUAAUCUGACAGCUUCUGACCAAUUUGACGGGGUGGACAUGCUGGUGCGCCUAUCACUCGACAUCGGCAUCCCAGUCUUUAUUUCGUUAUUGUUGGAUAACGACACCGUGGUAAACAACAGGCGUUUAGUCCAUUUGUCCAUAAACAACGCGGAUACGAAUUGGCUUAUUAUGCGACAAACGAUUUUGCAAACAUCACCGAAGGAGAAUAGACGCAUCCACUUGAUGCUGCUGCAAAAGUAUGGCGUUGACAGCAGCCACAUCCGAAGGCUUUCUGUCGAAAUCAACCGCUACGAGAAUCAGCUUACGUCUAUAUUGGAAAAAAUCAACUUGACGGAAGAUAAUGUCGCUGUGGUGCGUGGGCCCAUUCAAGACAUGGGCGCGUUGACAAAACCCGUCGUUACUGGAGAAAUGUGGGCUGGAUCAUUUGCGAAGCACACGAAAAAUAUGUACCGAGGCAACGAAAUUAUCAGCUACCAGAGGUUCGACUUGGUCUGGCUGGUGAAAGCUCUCAAGUCCAAGAAAUUUGGCUGGCGCGGAAUGCGAUGCUAUAUGGCCUGGAGCUUGUUCUGCCAGCUGGUAUCCUACACGGAUCCCGUUUUCUUGAAGCAGAACCAAGCGACUGAAGACGUCUGCUACAGUCAUACUAGCACGGUAAUGGGGUUCGCUAUGACCAGCCGGUUUUACCAUUCGGCGAAGGACCGAUGGAAGAAGCAAGCGUACUCCGAAAGUUCCCUUCACCCGUCCUCACUGAUCAGCAAGGAAACAUUCAUGGCGGCCAAUGAAAUGGCUUCGAAUAUUCGCAAGGCCUAUCAAGUGGCGUUCCAAUCGUCAAGCUGGAUGACCGGAUCUUUACGCGAAACCGCCCUACGAAAAAUCACAAAUAUGCAGCAUCACAUCGGUGCCAUGGGAGCACCGCUUGACAGCGCCUACGUAGAGAAGUAUUACGCGAACUUUCCGGAUUUGCCCACUGACCGGUUCUUCAAAGCUUGGCGUGAGGCCACAGCCGCAGCCAUUCACCAAGCCUGGACUGACACAACGAUGCUCUUGCAUUCGGCGACCGAGGUGACCGCGAAUUACAGGCCCUACACUAAUACGAUGAUCAUCCCGGCAUCGAUUCUGCUUCCUAACACCUUUCUCCCUGACGGUCCCGCUGCCUUCAACUACGGUAGCAUUGGCACGAUUAUUGCUCAUGAGAUGAUGCAUGGCUACGACGUCAAGGGAUCACAGUAUGACGAGAACGCCAAGGAGAGGCAUUGGCUGUCACCUGAAUCGGCCAACCACUACGUGAACAGGAUGAUGUGCUUGCGGCACUUUCACAAGGAUGAAGAAUCUAACGGGAGCUCACAAAAGGAAGACCGCGUCGAUGGCCGGCGCUAUAUGGCAUCGCUGUUGUUCUUGUGCCUUAUCGGAGUGGUGCCGGGAGCACUGGCUUCUGGACUGGCGACGGCGCUGUUUAUAUCCUCGCCGUCAUCCGUCUCUCCAGCGACAAACGAUAGUGCAGCUAAGCCUCUCCCAUGCACCACGAAUGACUGCAAUCACCUGGCGCAGUGGCUGAGAGUGAAAAUCGACCAAAAAGUGGACCCUUGCCAUGACUUCUACGAGUUCGUGUGCGAUGAUUACAAGCGUGAAACUAGUUUACGGAAAUUGACACAGGAGAUCGCACGCAUUGGGAAAUCUGUCGUUCGCACCACCACCGUCCCGGCCACAGGACAGACCGCUUGGCAGAAGGCGGCGGCACUCUUCAAGGCCUGCUUGACGAUGGUUGACUCCAAGCGUGACGAGACCAAGGAUCUCAUAACGUGGAUGACUUCACUAGGCCUGGAUCUGAAUAACCUGACACGUUCCCACCAGUUUGACCCGCUGGACGUGGUGGUGCGCCUCUCGCUUGAUUUCGGUGCCCCAGUCUUGCUUUCUUUCACUUUCCACCCGAUCAUCGUGGUCAACAAGAAACGCUAUGUUAUUUUAAAUCUAAACGAGGCGGAUAUGCAAAGGCUUAUGUACCUCGCAAACGCGGGUAUGCGGGGGACCAUAGGACCCACUUCGAAGCUGCUCCAAAAGUACGGCGUUCAUAGCAGGAGACUCGCACUACUUCAGGCCAGAAUCAUCGAAUACGAGCAACAGCUUCUUUCAAUACUUGCAUCGAUCGCGGGGACGAAAGGAGCAACUGAGGUCGUUAAUGGAUCCAUUGAAGACAUGGGCAAAGUGACAGAACCAGUCAUCAGCGGUGAAAUGUGGGCCGGAUCAAUUGCAAAGUACACGAAUGGAUUGUACCAAGGCGGCGAUACGAUACGCUACGUAAAACUCGCACCCUUAUUUCUGGCAAAUGCCCUCAAGUGGAAACACGUUGCCUCACCCGGAUUGCGGUGCUAUAUUGCCUGGAGCCUGUUUGGCCAAAUGAUAAAUUACACGGAUCCCGAUUUAUUGGCGAAGGACAAAAACCCUGAAGACGUUUGCUACGGGCACGCCAACAGGUUAAUGGGGUACGCUAUCACUAGCCGGUUCUUCAAUUCAGUGAUCAGCAAGAAGACAUUCGUGGAGGUGAAGGCAAUGGCUUCCAACAUUCGCAAGGCCUAUAAAGCGGCAUUCCGUUCGUCAACGUGGAUGACGAGGUCAGUACGGCGAACUGCCCUACGAAAAAUUACGAAUAUGCGGCCACAUAUCGGUGUCAUUGGAGCGCUGCUUGAUGGCGGCUACGUGGAGAAAUAUUACGCGAGAAUUCCAGACUUGCCCACUGACCAUUUCUUCAAAGCUUGGCGGGAGGCCGCAGCAGCAGCCAUUCACCAAGCUUGGGCAGACAGUACGAUGAUUCUUAAUAAGGAGACUGAGGCGAACGCGUUUUACCUGACCAAGUUCAACAUGAUUUUCGUCCUUCCAUCAAUUCUGCUUCCCAACAUCCUUUUCACGGACGGUCCUGCUGCCUUCAACUACGGUAGCCUCGGCACGAUCAUUGGUCACGAGAUCAUGCAUGGCUACGACGUCAACGGAUCGCAGUAUGACGAGAACGCCAAGCUGAGGCGUUGGCUGUCGCCUGAGUCAACCGAGCACUACGUGAACAGCACUCUCUGCUUGCGGGACUUCCACGUAGAUGUCCUUCGCCGAAAGCAAGAAGUCCUAAACGAUACGGUAGACUCGGAAAACCUCGCCGACUUAGUGGGAACAACGAUGGCAUACUCCGCGUUUAGGUCCCUGCCCCCCUCGAAGAGAGACACCACGCUGCCCGGCGUCACCAUGACACCGAACCAGCUAUUCUUCGUUGGCCAUUGCACACCAUGGUGUGAGACACAAACAACGCAACCGGCGCCCUGGCUCUCUGGCCGCAAUCGCUACGCACCUGGCCGCUCUCGGUGCAUCGUGCCUCUCAUGAACAUGCCCGAGUUCUCGGAUGCAUUCAACUGCAAGCUGGGGUCCGACAUGAACCCGCCAAACAAAUGCAAUUUCUGGAUUUGAAAUUGCGACAGCCAGCGCGUUCGUUGUGUCAUUCUGUACCUUUCGUUUAAUAAAAAUUCCAUGUUGUGGCGGCAAGCUGA